Molecule: messenger RNA, 1416 nt
Organism: Mesorhabditis belari
Lineage: Eukaryota; Metazoa; Nematoda; Chromadorea; Rhabditida; Rhabditidae
Source: the annotation of a GenBank genome assembly
AUGGGCUAUCACGGUGAUGCUGGUCCAGAAGAUGAACAGGUGCCUUUAUGGCGACGAUGUGCCGGGCUUGUCAUUCUCACUCUUCUCCACGCGAUGACUUAUGCAGAUCGUUUUGGAAUCGCUGGUGUUCUGCCAAAGUUGAUGAAAUUCUAUGACAUCAACAACUCUCAAUCUGGCUUAUUGAGUACAUUGUUCAUGGCAGCCACCAUCGUUGGAUCCCCAAUAGCCGGGUAUUUCGGUGAUCGGUAUAAUCGAAAAAUGAUCAUGUUUGUCGGCGGGAUCUUUUGGGUUCUGAUCAUGGUUGCCACUUCGUUCGUCCCGGAAGAUAUGUUCUGGCUAUUUAUGGUCCUUCGUUGUAUUGAUGGUUUCUCCGAUAAUAUUGUUUACGCGUGUGCCCCGUCAUUGAUCGCCGAUUACUUUUUUGGAAAAUAUCGUAACUAUGCUUUUAUGGUUUUCUAUUAUGGAUUGAAUUUCGGGGGCCAGUUUGGCGCCAUCUUUGCAACAGUGAUCGCUGAUGAAUAUCCAUGGCAGUGGUCACUUCGAUUGGUUCCAGCGAUCACAGCUGUUCUGCUCGUUUUCCUCUUUUUCGUCAUCCAAGAGCCGCCACGCAUCAAAAAGGAAGGCCGAAUUAAAGACACGGGUCUUCUCGGCGAUGUCAAAUAUCUUUUAUCUAAAAAAACCUACAUAUUCGUUUGUUUAACGAGAGGCAUGAUUGCGCAUACAAGCGGUGUAUCGGCUUGGUGGAAUCCGGAUAUUGUUUCAAACACGAUGGAAUGGUACAAAAAUAUCUCCAUGGAGAAAUACAACAACACAUUUCAUAAUGUGAACUACAAAAACUAUGUGAUCAUUUCAAUGUGUGCCGCGUCAGUAGUAGGAAUUGCAGGAAAUACGAUUUUAGUUAAUAUUGCUGAGGCUUGGAAAAAAGGACGAGGAGUCUUCAAGAAUCGACAAAAUUUCCGAGCUCCAGCUAUUAUGAUUAUCAUUUGUCUUUGCUUUAUGGCUCCAAAUAUUUAUGGCCAACAAAUGCUCCUUUUAGUCGAUUUAUUCUUGUUUUUGGCCUCUCAAUUGUUCAGCAUGUUCUGGGGUGGAAGCUUCUUUGUGUUGGCCACUGAUAUCAUUUAUUCAGUGACGACAAGAGAUCGACGCGCAACAACAAUUAUGUACUGUUAUCUCUUUGAGCACACGAUUGGUGAUGGGCCUGGACCGUACAUUGCUGGAGCGAUAGCGGAUGCUUUUCGUGGUGACAAGGAAGAUCAUAAGUCGGAGGUUUGGAGUCUUUUAAAUGCUUUUCAUUUCUCGAUGGCUUGCGUUGUUCCAGCAAUUAUCUUCUCGAUUUGUGUGUUUAUAUUUAUGAAAGACGACUAUCAAAAGAAUUUGGAGGAUGAGGAAGCGAUUGAGGGUUUGAAAUUGAUAUUA